This is a messenger RNA of Procambarus clarkii (red swamp crayfish), 679 nucleotides long. NCBI's taxonomy places the organism in Eukaryota, Metazoa, Arthropoda, Malacostraca, Decapoda, Cambaridae. The record is from RefSeq and is a predicted model, not a curated record.
GCUGCGCAGACCGUGUGCGCAGUCUCACGAAAACAAACAAAAUGAAGUCCCAAGACAGCAAAGCCCUAUGGGCUACUCAGACGGAAAAACCUAUACAUUAUACAUAUUUGAAGGAAUUCCGCGUGGAGCAGUGUUCGCUCUUCUUGCAGCAUAAGUGCACACAGCAUCGCCCUUAUACGUGUUUUCACUGGCACUUCCUCAACCAACGGCGGCGACGGCCCAUCAGGAGGCGGGAUGGCUCCUUCAACUACUCCCCAGAUGCCUAUUGCAACAAGUUCGAUGAAAACACUGGCAUCUGUCCGGACGGAGACGAGUGAGUGUUAAGCAGGUUCUCUCCCCGACGCAUUUUUUCCUUUUAAUUUCCCGCCUUUUCCUCAGUUAUUUACCUUGGUGGUGGGCGAGAGGACAAGAGUAGGUGGAGGAGGGCGGGAUGAGAGCGGGGGCGGGGCUCCGGGGGCGGUAACACUAGCAAACACAUGUCACCCAGGAACAAAGGGCAGGCAAUGGGCGGUGGGGGGGAGGGGGAGGUUGUUUGUAAACAAAGCGGUCACCACAGGUGCUGCCUCUCCCGCCAACCCCACCACGCCUUCUCUGCCACGCCUGCCACUCUUCCCUAACCUGUAGCUCUCUUUCAUAUCCCCUGCCUGCAGUCUCUAACCCUUGCCUGCCUUUUCUACCC